CGAGGGCCCAGCCGCGAGCGCAGCAGCGGCCGGCUCGGUGCCGACAUGAGCUUCUUCGGGUUCGGGCAGAGCGUGGAGGUAGAGAUCCUGCUGAACGAUGCGGAGAGUAGGAAGCGGGCCGAGCACAAGACCGAGGACGGGAAGAAAGAGAAGUAUUUCCUCUUCUACGACGGAGAGACGGUCUCCGGGAAGGUGAGCCUCGCGCUCAAGAACCCUAACAAGCGGCUGGAGCACCAGGGAAUCAAGAUCGAGUUCAUCGGACAGAUCGAGCUCUACUAUGACCGUGGGAACCACCAUGAGUUUGUGUCCCUGGUGAAGGACUUGGCCCGUCCCGGAGAAAUCACUCAGUCGCAGGCCUUCGACUUUGAAUUCACCCAUGUGGAGAAGCCGUAUGAGUCCUACACAGGGCAGAAUGUGAAGCUACGGUACUUCCUGCGAGCCACCAUCAGCCGCCGCCUCAAUGAUGUUGUCAAAGAGAUGGACAUCGUCGUCCACACGCUCAGCACAUACCCAGAGCUGAACUCCUCCAUCAAGAUGGAGGUUGGGAUCGAGGACUGCCUGCACAUCGAAUUUGAGUACAAUAAAUCCAAAUACCAUUUGAAAGAUGUCAUUGUAGGGAAAAUAUACUUCCUGCUGGUGAGAAUCAAAAUCAAGCACAUGGAGAUAGACAUCAUCAAGCGGGAAACGACAGGCACGGGUCCCAAUGUAUACCAUGAGAACGACACGAUAGCCAAGUAUGAGAUCAUGGAUGGAGCACCAGUGAGAGGAGAAUCCAUCCCAAUCCGGCUCUUCCUGGCUGGGUAUGAGCUCACCCCAACCAUGCGCGACAUCAACAAGAAGUUCUCUGUGCGCUAUUACCUUAACCUGGUGCUGAUAGAUGAGGAGGAACGGCGCUAUUUCAAACAGCAGGAAGUGGUGCUGUGGCGGAAGGGUGACAUCGUACGGAAGAGCAUGUCCCACCAGGCAGCCAUCGCUUCACAGCGCUUCGAGGGCACAACCUCCCUGGGUGAGGUGCGGACCCCCAACCAGCUGUCUGACAACAACAGCAGGCAGUAGGCCCCUGGGGCCCAGAAGCUGCUGGGCUUGCACCCCAGCACCCCCGUCUACCAAACACCAGCGGCUUGGGGUCGGGGCAGACGGUAUGAUCCUCAACUGACCCGUUACUUGCAACCUGAAAACAAAUCAUGUUUUGACUUAAAUUCUUUUUUCUGAAGAACCUAAGGGGCUUGGGUUGGGAAGCAGUGUCCUUGGGGUUCUACGGCUGUUGUGGGAAUAGGGAGAGGUAGCACCUGGAAGCUAGUCCCUCUCUGGGAAAAGAGCCUUCUGUGGAGGCCUUCCAUGUGGGGCUGCCCUACAUCUGCUAGGCGAGCAGAGGGCAGGCAUCCUUGGUUCCUGGCUCUGAGCUUGGUACAGGAUCUGAGCACGUCCCUGGGAUUCCAAGCUGCCAACAGGGCCCUUGGUAUCCACGUCUUACACUCCCAUCUACUGUCCCUGAGGUAGUGGCAGAAGGAGUUGGGCCUGCCCCACCCUAAAUGGCAGGGGGGAGACUCAAGAUCAGGAAGCUACCUCUUUGGGAGUCUUGGAUGUGGUGCUUGAGAGGUUUCCACAAGCCACCUCCUUUCUGGCCUUUCUCUCACCGCUGGACCCAGUCAUCUCCCUUCUCUUCUCCAUCUUCUAUGGACUCUUGUCAGUAACAUUCUGGAACAGGAGCCUGUGGAAGGGCUUUUGGCUGAUUGUCCCCUCACCCAUGAGAAAUCCUGGGCACAGAGGCACCACAGGGUCAGUGUCACGCAUGGAUGGCGGCACGGCCGAACACAGGAGGCCACGCCAGGCCCGCUGAGGGGGAGGAUGGUGACCGCAUGGUGGCUGCCUGCCUUCACCACGUGGUCUUGGGGUAUUGCUCAGUGUGCCCCAGUGAGCCUAGACAAGGGCACCUGUUUUCUGUAGGAAGAGAUCCUGGGAAGGGCCUAGAUCUCUUUGCUCCCUAAGUGUGAUUCCUCAUCACUCCUUGUCUCCAUUUAAUUUCUACGAGUUGGGGCUUGGUUUCAAACCCUUGAGGGUUUUGUUUUUACUAUCGCGCAAGCCUUGUCGCUUCCUGCUUACCAGUUAAAGGAGGGAGGUGAGGGCCUUGGCAGAAGACUCAGCUACACAACUUGAGAAUAAGUCUGCCUGGCAAAUCAUGUCAUCUUCCAGUUCACUGACCAGAUCAGGACCAUGGGUGUUUGUUUAAAACCACAUAUAGAAAAACUUGUGGGUAUUGUCACGCUGGAGGAGAGGGGACUUUCCCUGUUGUGCUGUGCGAGGGCCUAUUGUAGUACAGGUAUUGACAUCCUUUUCUGCUUCAUCUGGAAAUGACCAGGAACUGCUCUCCUGUUGGCUUCACUUCCCUUCUAGAAGGUCCAGGAAGACCCCUCUGGCCAAUAACUACAAUAUUGGGCAGUCUGAGUUCUCUUUAAAUUUGAAAGCAGAGGGGUUGGUUCCUGUGUCAGCCUUUCAUUUGGGGACUCUUUUCCUCAGAAAGCAGUGCAGUCAUGGGCCUUUAGGCAGGGCUUACGGAUCAGACUGGGACUGGAGGGAAAGGCAUUUGGGAUGCCUGGAGACUGGCGGGGGACAGCAGAACCAAGGAAGCUAAGGCAGUUUCCCCAGGCUGGACCCCAGGUUCAGGUGCAGGGGACAGUCCCUACAGGCAGAGGAAGACCCAUCCAGCUGUCCCUGAAUUGUCAAGUUGGAGCUUAAGUGUAUGAGGGAGGCAGGUUCUGUGUUCUUUGCCUUCGUCGCAGCAUGGGGUUAGGCUCUGGUGUGCCUCCUGUAAUAGCCGGCAUUCUAACUAGAAAGCAUCUGUCAGUUCCUCUGCUCCCAACUGACAACACAUUUAUUUCUCAACUUUGCUAACAUCUCACUUAAACCUUUCUUCUGGGAGAACUACAAAAUAGAAUUUGCUUUUAUUCUCUCAGGAACUGUGCACAUGCCAGGUCUUCUGUUUUCUCUUACUCUGUCCCAUUCCCAAUCUUUUCUCUAACUGUGGAAGUGAGAGGAGGCUCCAUCCCCCUCCUUUAAAGGUCCCCAUACCUGGGAGUGCAUAGGUACUAAACAAGCAGUGCAACUUGUAAUUAAGCAGCUGCAGUGUUUACAUGUUUCUUAAUGUGUUGUCUUUUCAAUGGCUGUAUUUUAAAAAAAGAACACUUGUUUCAAUUGUCUGAUUAAAGGCAGCCCCUCGGUGGAGGCAUUGUGCCCUCGGUCCACCA
Molecule: messenger RNA, 3245 nt
Organism: Manis javanica (Malayan pangolin)
Lineage: Eukaryota; Metazoa; Chordata; Mammalia; Pholidota; Manidae
Gene: VPS26B
Product: VPS26 retromer complex component B
Biological process (GO): intracellular protein transport
Source: RefSeq, a predicted model, not a curated record